CGCAAGUCAGAGGAGUUCAUCACAACAGUUCUGUGGGAGAAAUGGAUCUACAAAUAUAAUUUGCACUGUGAAUGGUGAAUGACAAUGUUGUCUGUUAAAGAGCUGCUUGUGGACUCUCUAAGGGAACUGGUAGAAGCUGAUCUGAAGGAGUUUCAGUGGCGCUUGAAGAAUGAUCAUAACUGCAUAUCAAAUUCUGAAAUGGAGAAUGCAGAUAGGUUAAAAACAGUGGAUAUGAUGGUGGCAUGUUUUGGAUCAGAAGAGGCUGUGAAGAUCAUGGUGGACAUCCUGAGGAAGAUGAAGCAGAAUGAUCUGGCUGAGCAGAUGGAGAACAAACACAAGCCAGAGAGUGAUCCUCUUUCUCUCACUCUCACAGCCCAGGCUGAGGGCAGUAUGAAGACAUCUGCCUCUGUUGGAGCUGAUUUAAAACAGAGCUGGGAGCUUCGAAACUUCUUGGAAAUGCACAAAACCAACAUGAAGAAGAAAUCAGAACAUAUUUUUGAGGGUAACAAAGAAAAUGAAGCACAUCUCAAGGAUGUUUACACAGAACUGUUCAUCACAGAGGGAGAUAUGAAAGACGUCAAUCAGGAACAUGAGAUUCUGAAAAUUAAUGAUGCCUUUAAGAGCAAAAAAACACAGUACAUACAAAUCAAAUGCAAUGAUAUUUUUACUGAACUGAGGAAAAAACAUUUUAAAAAGACUGUUUUGACUAAGGGCAUCGCUGGCAUUGGAAAAACUGUUGCUGUGCACAAGUUCAUCUUGGACUGGGCAGAUGGAAAAGCCAAUCAGGAUAUAGACUGUGUGUUCCUGCUUCCAUUCCGAGAGAUUAACUUCAUGAAAAAUGAAGAUUUCAGUCUCCAUGAGCUUCUGCUGGAAUUUUAUCCUGAACUGAAGGACCUGGAGAAAUCAAAAUUAUAUACAGAAUGUAUUCUAGCAUUUAUUUUUGAUGGACUUGAUGAGAGUCACCUGUAUUUGAAUUUUAAAAGUAGAUCAAUAAAUGUUGCUGAAAAAAGAUCAUCUGUAGAUGUGCUGUUUACAAAUCUGGUCAAAGGGAAUUUGCUUCAAAAAGCUCUGGUCUGGGUGACCUCACGACCAGCUGCAGCAAAUCAGAUUCCUCGUCGGUAUGUGGGUUUGUUCACAGAAGUGCGAGGAUUCACUGAACAACAAAAGGAGGAGUACUUCAGAAAGACAAUCAAAGAUGAGACUAUGGCCUCCAGAAUCAUCUCGCACAUUAAGACGUCUCGUAGUCUCUACAUCAUGUGCCACAUUCCUGUGUUCUGCUGGAUCACAGCCACAGUUCUUCAGAAUAUUCUCAUCCAGAACAGUGAAGAGAACAUCAGCACAACACUCACUGAAAUGUACAUCCACUUUCUGCUGAUACAGAUUAACAUUAAGAACCAGAAGUAUGAUGAACAAGAAGAAAGAGAAUAUACAAAGCUCUUAGAUUCCAAUAGAGAAAUGAUUUUGAAUUUGGCCAAGCUAGCAUUUGAACAGCUGAAACAGGAAAACAUUGUGUUUUAUGAAAAAGAUCUGAAAGCAUGUGGUAUUGAUGUGAGUGAAGGUACUGAGUUCACAGGAAUGAUUGCUGAGAUCUUUAAGAGGGAACACGGACUUCAUGAAGCAAAAGUUUUCUGCUUUGUGCAUUUAAGUAUUCAAGAGUUUCUUGCUGCUGUGCAUGUGUUCCUCUGCUACCUGAAGAAGAAAAUAGAGGAGCUUUGUUUUUUCUUUGAUGAGUCAGAAGAAAAUAUCACAUUGCAAAAGUUACUGCAGAAGGCUGUUAAUAAAGCCACGGAGAGUCAGAGAGGACAUCUGGACCUGUUUCUGCGGUUUCUAAUGGGCAUCUCACUGGAAUCUAGUCAAACCUUGCUCCAAGGCCUACUCUCACACACUGAAGACACCACAGAGAGCAUCAGACAAACAACCAUAUACAUUAAACAAGUACAAGACAAGAAUAUCUCAGAUGAAGCUUUAGUCAACCUGUUUUACUGCUUACUUGAGCUCAAGGAUCAUUCAUUAUAUGAACAAAUACAGAGACAUCUCAGUACAGAUCCAGGACAUCCAGGACUUUCAUCUUCAAUGUGCACAGUGCUGACCUAUGUAUUACUGAUAUCAGAGAAGGUUCUGGAAGAGUUCAACCCAAAGAGGUUUACAUCAUCAUCUUCAGACUACAAGAGACUUGUUCCAGCUGUGAGAUGCUGCAGAAAAGCCAUAUUUGACAGCUGUGGUCUUAAUGAAACAUGCUGUGAAACUGUAUCUUCAGCUCUCCUAACAUCAAACUCUCAUCUGAGAGAGCUGAACCUGAGUAAUAAUCACCUGCAAGAUUCAGGAGUGACGCUGCUCUGUGCUGGAAUGAAGAGUCCAAAAUGUCAACUGAACAUACUGAGGCUAUGUGGGUGUAAUGUCACUGCUCAAGCUUGUGAGAGUUUGUCUUCAGCUCUACAAUCAUCAAAAUCUGUCCUGAGAGAGCUGGACCUGAGUAACAAUGACUUAAAAGAUUCUGGAGUGCAGCUGCUUUCUGAUGUACUGAAGAGUCCAAACUGUCAGCUGAAGAUACUGAGACUGGCCUUAUGUAAUCUCACUGCUCAUUCUUGUGAGAGUUUGUCAUCAGUUUUACAAUCUUCAAACUCUGUUCUGAGAGAGCUGGACCUGACUAACAAUGACCUGCAGGAUUUAGGAGUGAAGCUGCUUUCUGAUGGACUAAAGAGCCCAAACUGUCAGCUGGAGAUACUGAGGUUGUCUGGCUGUAUGGUGACAGAAGAAGGCUGUUGUUAUCUCUCUUUAGCUCUGAGUUUAAACCCCUCACACCUGAGAGAGCUGGAUCUGAGCUACAAUCACCCAGAAGAUUCAGGAGUCAAACUACUCUCUGAAAAACUGGAGGAUCCAAACUGCUCAGUAGACAAACUCAAUGUGGGUCAUCGAGGAGAGUCCAGGAUUACAACAGGACUACAGAAAUAUGCCUGUUUUCUCACACUGGAUCCAAACACAGCAAACAAGCGUCUCAUUCUGUCUGAGGAGAACAGAGAGGCAAAAUGUGUCGAAGAGUAUCAGUCAUAUCCUGAUCAUCCAGAGAGAUUUGAUUAUUGGGAGCAGGUGCUGUGUAAAGAGAGUGUGUGUGGACGCUGUUACUGGGAGAUUGAGUGGAGUGGACGUGUGUGUAUAUCAGUGUCAUAUAAGAGCAUCAGCAGGAAGGGAUGGGGUAAUCAGUGUUGGUUUGGAGGUAAAGAUGAGUCCUGGAGUUUGUCCUGCUUUCCUUCCAGAUGCACAUUUUGGCACAAUAACAUGCAGACUAAUCUCCCUGUGAAGUCCGUCAGCAGUAGAAUAGGAGUGUAUGUAGAUCACAGUGCAGGAACUCUGUCCUUCUACAGCGUCUCUGACACAAUGAGCCUCAUCCACACAGUCCAGACCACAUUCACUCAGCACCUCUAUCCUGGGUUUAGGGUUUAUGGAUCAGUGAAACUGUAUAUACAGAACAGAUUUUAAAGAAAUUAUCUUAGUUUUAGGCUUAGAUUAGUUUAGUUGCCUCACAUGAUCCAAGUUAGCCGUUAUGCUUUUUGUAAUGGUAAGUACUACCAAUAUUAAGUCUCUUCUUUUCUCUUCAUGACAUCAAUACUGCAUCUGAACUGCUGUGAGUGAAUAUAUAUGACCAUAUUAGCCCGAAGGACCCUUUUAUGAUGAAAUGGUUUGUUGUGUAAGAGUUUAGCGUUUUUUUUUUUUUGUUUGUUUGUUUUUCAAUUCAGUAACCGUGAAAGCCAAGUAUAUAUGUGUAAACAAAAAAAAAAAAAAAAAACCUUUUAGUCAGCAGCGACGUUGCAGAAAUAGAAACCAUUUCUAAAAUAGAAACAUUGUGUGUCGCCUUUGCAGCUGGUUAGGACAAAAAGUCUCAUUUAACAUGGAAAAAAAGAGUGUUUAUUGUGUGUUGUGGCAUUGUGUUCAUGUGUUGUUUCUGUGUGCAGUGUGUAAAAUAAAAUAAACGCGCACACACGUUUCGACUAUCAGUCAACUAUAGGUAAGACUUGAUGAAUCUCAUUCGAUUAUGUAAAUCUAUAGUGUUUAGGGAUUACCUAAUAUAUAUUUUAUGUAAAUACCAGUGGUUGCAUUUG
Molecule: messenger RNA, 4097 nt
Organism: Labeo rohita (rohu)
Lineage: Eukaryota; Metazoa; Chordata; Actinopteri; Cypriniformes; Cyprinidae
Product: NACHT, LRR and PYD domains-containing protein 12
Exons: 10
Coding region: 79-3477 (1132 amino acids)
Molecular function (GO): protein binding
Source: RefSeq, a predicted model, not a curated record